AUGGCGGAGACCGACAAAUUAAAUAUAGACAAUAUAAUAACUCAACUACUACAAGUAAGAGGUGCCAGACCAGGAAAAAAUGUUCAACUAACAGAAAAUGAAAUCAGAGGUCUGUGUUUAAAGUCCAGAGAAAUUUUCUUGUCUCAGCCAAUAUUAUUGGAAUUAGAAGCUCCUUUAAAAAUAUGUGGUAUGUUGUUUAAAUAUCCUGAAAAUUUUUUCCUGCUCAGAGGGAAUCAUGAAUGUGCAAGCAUUAACAGGAUAUAUGGAUUUUAUGAUGAGUGUAAGUGUCAAGUAGUAAUGGAAGACAUUUUCAGUAUUAAAUCAUACAAAAGUAAAAGAAGAUACAAUAUAAAAUUAUGGAAAACCUUUACAGACUGUUUUAAUUGCCUCCCAGUGGCUGCAAUUGUUGAUGAAAAAAUUUUUUGUUGUCAUGGAGGUUUGAGUCCAGAUUUACAAUCUAUGGAACAAAUUAGGCGCAUAAUGCGACCGACAGACGUACCCGAUCAGGGUUUAUUAUGCGAUUUGCUUUGGUCCGAUCCUGACAAGGACACUAUGGGUUGGGGAGAAAAAGGGAAGAUUAAAAGGUGA
Messenger RNA from Pediculus humanus corporis (human body louse), 588 nucleotides. Its product is annotated as serine/threonine-protein phosphatase 4 catalytic subunit, putative. Gene Ontology annotation, cellular component: nucleus; cytoplasm. NCBI's taxonomy places the organism in Eukaryota, Metazoa, Arthropoda, Insecta, Psocodea, Pediculidae. The transcript is spliced from 5 exons. The coding region runs from base 1 to 588 and encodes 195 amino acids. The record is from RefSeq and is a predicted model, not a curated record. Gene Ontology annotation, molecular function: protein serine/threonine phosphatase activity.